Messenger RNA from Paramecium octaurelia, 1004 nucleotides. The record is from the annotation of a GenBank genome assembly. NCBI's taxonomy places the organism in Eukaryota, Ciliophora, Oligohymenophorea, Peniculida, Parameciidae.
AUGAAUAAAGAAUGUAAAAUAUUUAAGUCGAAGGAGAUAGCUUACUCCAGAGAUCCCAACGAUGUAAGACUAUAUCAUUAGUGAAUUUUAAGAAAAAGAAGAUCAUAAAUGGAUAUAAGAUUAUGAAAAUAAUUGGAGAAGGAUCAUAUGGGAAAAUUAAACUAGCAAUUAAGGAUAAUCAUGAAUAUGCAAUAAAAAAGUUUAAUAAGUUUAUUCUGAAAAAGAAGAAUAAAAUAUAUAAGAAUCCCAAUGGAAGUAAAUACACAUAGAAUUAUUUAAGCAACCAAGUAUGUUUCAUUAUUAGAUGAAGUAUACAGAGAAAUAGAAAUUCAUUAAAAAUUGGAUCAUCCCAACAUAGUCAAGAUGCUCGAGAUAUACGAUGAUGAAGAGAGAGAGAAAUUGUAUGUGGUUUUAGAAUAUGCAGAAAUGGGGCAAAUUUUGAAGUGGGAAAGCAAAUAAGAAUUAUUCACAGCUCCAUGGAAAUUUGAUGAACCCACAUUCAAAGAUUAUGCCAAACAAAUGCUGAUGGGAUUGCAAUAUCUUUAGUAAUAAUAUGUUGCACAUCGAGACAUUAAACCACACAAUAUACUAUUGACCAAAAAUCAUCAGAUUAAAAUAUGUGAUUUUGGAUCAGCUCAAUAAAUGACUCCCCAAAAUGACAGAGUCAAAGGAACUGAAGGCACAUUUCAAUUUGUUGCUCCAGAAUGUUUAAGAGAAAAUAAAAAAAGUGAAAUUCCAGGAUAUAGUGGUCAUCUGGCAGAUAUUUGGAGUUUAGGAGUUGUCUUUUACUGUGUAGUUGAAUUGAGAUUGCCCUUUCAAAGUGAGAUAAUGUUGGAACUAUUUAAUUAGAUAGAAACCAAAGAGUAUGAUGUAUUCUGCUAACAUUUAGAAUUACAAUGAAAUAUGAUGGGCCUGCAAAAGUUGUGAUCCUCAAAAUGUUGACUAGAGACACUAAUAAAAGACCGACUGCAACUUAGUUAUUAGAGGAUCCAUAUUUUAAAUGA